This is a messenger RNA of Pocillopora meandrina, 3444 nucleotides long. The record is from the annotation of a GenBank genome assembly. NCBI's taxonomy places the organism in Eukaryota, Metazoa, Cnidaria, Anthozoa, Scleractinia, Pocilloporidae.
CCGAUCAAUCUCACGCACAGCUCGAACCAGACUUUCGAGGUCUAAUAGUCAAUUUUAACUAGUUUUCUUAGCGGUCGACUCGGGAAAUCUUGGAGAUUUAGAAUUCAUAUCACUAGCUUUUAUGGCUCGGUCCUCCGGCAAAGAAAUUUAAAACCUCAAAUUGUCUUGGCAAGGCUAUUUAUCUGCUGGGGCAACUGAUCGCUCGCAAGCCGGUUCAUUGGGCACAACCAUCUUGCACAGACCGAUAUUCGCUCUUGAAUGAUAAAGGUACGUAGCUUUCUAAUGUGGUAGUCUCGGGAUAGUUGUUUGCUAUGUAACAGUUUGUAUCAAUGAUGUAACGGUACAACUUGUACUCGGAACGAUGCUCAGAGUACGUCGAUGUGUACUUCGGUACUGAUUUUGAUUGCGGUCAUUCCGAUCGUUUUGCUCGAAAGAAGUAAAAUUACCCAGUCCCAUAAUCUUAUAAGGUAUCAAAAACGAAACUUUCAGAUUACGUGCUGCGACGGUUUAAGUAAAAUUUGAUGUCGAGCCACCCAUUCCACAUACGCACGUAAAGAGGAAUGUAAUGUCUUUUUUCAUUUCGGUCCUGUCUUCAGUGAGUUGCGAACCGUUAAAUAAUUCUUUUACUCCUUCCUUUUAUCUUUUCAUUUUACUUUUGUUCGUUCAGUAACUUUAACGUCGAGUCUCUGGUAUGAAACGACAACCAGCUGAAGCCGCCGUCCGUAUCUGUUGUUUUAUGAAGUCGUGACGUAAUUUUAUCACAAUUCUCCUGGGCAAUUACCAAAAUAGAUAACAGUCACGAUUACCCCCAGACCUAAUCGCUCGUUUAUUUGUGUUGAUAGCACCAGAUGAUUGAAUAUGGUUAUCAGAAAGUUAGUUUAACUCCAAAGCCGGGUUAUUUAGACAAAGUUUAGUCGUUGUUUAACAAAACUGCUUCCUAAACAAUUGUCAAAUUAAGCUGAACCGUUUAUCUGUACAUUAAUGUUUGUGAACAUUGUUAAAAGGGGCCCAAACAUUUCUGUAACUAAAUCAACCCUACUAUGGAUAAUCUGGCUGAUCACUUAAAUUGUGACUUUUCCCAGUGAAAUUAACAACUGCCCAUGAACAGAGUGCUACUCAAAUUGACAAAUAGGAAAUGGGGCAGUUUAGUUAUUAUGCUUUUCCAAAGCUGCACCUCAUCUGUAUAGAGAACUUUUGAAACAGUCUAGAAGUUCACACCAUGCCAGUCAAAUAUUUCACAAAGUUUGCUAAAUAUGUGCUCUUCCUUGAAGAAGUAAAAUUGUUGACUUGUAGAAAUGUAUGGAUGUCACAGUGAGAAUGGGUCUAUUUCUAUGCAAAAGCUUAAUACUCAAAUUUAAUUUUUAAACAGUGGAUAUGGUUAAAGGCAUGCUUUGAUUGGCUACUCAAACUCUGAAUAUCCUAUGCCUAAUUCACCUCUGAGCAACACACAUAGGAUUUGUACCCAAAGGUAAUAUCAUUGAAAUUGUUGCAGGUAUAAAUGAGUUAAGAUGAUCUUUUUGUGUUGUGUUAUUUAACUGUUUCAGUGUAUACUAAUAAAAAUAACUCCUCACUCCUGUUUCACUGAAAAUUUGUUUCAGUACAAAUAAUUGUAAACAAUCAUUGGAUGAGGUUUUUGUUAUAUCCAGAAUAAUCAAUAAUAGUUAGGGGUUAUCAACCCUUACCAAGACCUUGAUUAUUCUGACUAUCAAAGAAACCGAAUCUGAAAAUUUGUUUCAUCAUACAUUGAAUAAGGGGAAAAAAUGGUCACAAAAGUAAGUGGAACUGAUAAUUUAUUUCUAAACAUGUAAAAAUAUACAAAUCAUCAAGCAACACAAAGCAUGUGAACUUGACAUGAUUACCCUUAGAAAUCAUGCACUGCAGUCAUAUAUAACAUGACUACCCAUGACCUUGAGCAUCCUUGACAUAAUUAUUAUAUCGCCAGACACUGAUUUUGAAAAUUCACUGUAAGCUUUUGGCCAAUCAGAAAAGAGAUAGUGCAUUGAAUGUGUAAUAAUUAAGUUUAAUGCACACACUGUUUCAUAUGCUAAAUGUUCCUUGCAUGCCCCAUUUAAAUUGACAUGUCACAAUAAUACAUCGCAAUAAUUAUUACAAUGCUUGUUGCAUAAGAAUUUUAGUUAAAGAUGCUUAAUCUAAUUGUUCAAACUAGUUUUAGCCAAGCCAACCAGUUCUUGUACUUGUAAUUGUGAACCAGUUAUUUGCCACAAUGUAUUUCAAUUACAGAGGUGGUCAAGAAGUAAGCUUUUAGUUGAUAUUCAGGUUAUUACAAUUAAUUUUCUGUUUGUUUUAAACACUUUUGAGGCUGAGUGCCAAUGUAGUUUCCUUCUAUUUUAUAUUGAGUUGUGUUAUUAACUUUUAAUUUAAAAAUAUGGUUUUUACUUUGUAUUAGCUCUUUGGUUUUCUGUUUUACAGAAAAACCUUAGUGUCUGGCUCGGUAAAUAUCCACCACAAGCCAUGUCCACUUCAGUGAAGAGUUGUUAAUUAUUACCUGCUUGUGUUGCAAUGGUGUCAUACAGAUUGACUGAAACCUGAAUGUAAUUCUUUUAUUUUAUCAGUCUUGUUAAUAAAAGAUUCAGUCAGUGAAAUUUUUUUUUUCAGGUAAAUGAUCAAAAUGGAAGGGCAUCUACAAAUCCGAUCCUAUCACAGUCCAGACUAUGAGGAGUGCAGAGAGAUCUUUUCUCAAGGGAUGCAGCAACUUGUCAGCAGUAUCACCCAUCUUAUCUCUUCAAAUCUGUUUUGGUACAUUACCAUGGUAACCAUUUUUGCUGUCAUGGCCUCUUUAAGGUGGUCUAUCAUGCUUUUGGUAGCAUGUUUGUUCCUCUCUCUUGUUUUAUGGGCUCUUUUGUAUGUCUUUAUCUACCUUGAAAUGUGGAAGUUCAUCAACCAUUGCCUAAAAACAGACUUGUUGGACAUUGAAAAGACCUACAUGUCUAACAAAGGUUGCCACAUGUGGGUUGCUGAAUGGAAUGGUAAAAUUGUAGGAAUGGUGGGACUCAUUCAGAAUGAAGACCACAAACCAGGAAUAGCAGAGCUUCAGCGAAUGUCUGUCUCCAAAACUUGUCGAAAAAUGGGAGUCGCGAGCAAAUUGCUUGAAGAACUUCUUAAGCAUUCCAGGCAGCAGGGUCUUGAGAAAAUUGUUUUGAAAACUUCAAGUGCUCAAGGACCAGCUGUCAGACUCUAUAGGAAGUUUGGUUUUAAGCUCAUAGAACAAAAACCUAUCAUUACCAACUUCAUAUUUAAAGACAUGGUAAUAAUGUCUUUUGAACUUGAACUCUGAUAGAUUCAAAACACAAGGUUUAAAAAUGCAGGUUGCAAGUUCUAUUAUACCUUCAGGUUAAGUUCCUUUACUCCAGGCCAUUUUCCUAGGUGGCAAUUCAGAUGGUUUUAUUUUUUUAGGUUUUAAGGAAAGGAAUUGAAGGUGACAUG